This is a messenger RNA of Hylaeus anthracinus, 1776 nucleotides long. RefSeq lists its product as uncharacterized. Lineage: Eukaryota; Metazoa; Arthropoda; Insecta; Hymenoptera; Colletidae. The transcript is spliced from 4 exons. The coding region runs from base 1 to 1776 and encodes 591 amino acids. The record is from RefSeq and is a predicted model, not a curated record.
AUGGGUCCUGAUGAUUCGCAAACAUAUCCUACUCCUGGAGAUGUAGCUGCAUAUUUACCACCACAACAACCAUCUACCCCUUCACCACCAGCGUACAACUAUCCUCCACCACCUUCUCCGCCUCCAACACCUCCUCCACAACCGAAGUACGUAGCUCCACCGUCGCCUCCACCGCAACCGCCACCUCCGCCACAACCAAGUUAUCCACCUCCACAACCAAGUUAUCCACCUCCACCUUAUCCACCGCCAUCUCCUCCGCCACCACAGCCGAGUUAUCCUCCUCCACCCCCUCGACCACAGCCGAAUUAUCCUCCUCCAUCCCCUCGACCGCAGCCGAAUUAUCCUCCCCCACGACCACCUCCACCAUCACGUACUUAUGGUCCUACUCCUACACCACGUCCUCAGAUCCCAUCGUCAACUCCAUCUGCAUUCCCAUCGCCUGCGCCAACGUACCUGCCACCGUUUGGCCAAGGACCGCAAGGAGGUAAUUUUCAAGGACCUGGUGGCUUUGCAACGAGCACAGCGUCAGCAGGAGCGCGCGGUGGCGUCUUCAAGAUAAGUGGUCCACUCACUACUCCGAGUGGAAAUUUUCCUACUACACCCGUCGCUGGAGGAACGUUUCCGUCGUUCAAUACGCCAACGCAAACAUCGCCAAAUUUCAAUUUUCCAACGACAUCAACGCCAAAUUUCUCGUCUGCCUCGGCAUUCAGUUCUGCAACGUCAGGUCCUGUUGCGAACUAUCCUACUAGCACUACACAAUCGCCGUCCCCAGUGUAUAAAAUAUCGACUCCUAGACCGAACUAUCCAUCUCCUCGACCUAAUUAUCCUUCUCAGCAGCAAAGGCCAAGCUAUCCGGGACCUCAACAGAACUAUCCUUCACCACCUCCUCAACCUAACUAUCAAUCUCCUCAACCUAAUUAUCCUCAGCCGCAGCCGAGUUAUCCUCCGAGUUAUCCUGCUCCUCAACCAAAUUAUCCUGCUCCACCUCCUCAGCCGAGUUAUCCUCCGCCACAACCGAGUUAUCCUGCUCCCCAGCCAAAUUAUCCUCCAGCACCAAAACCUAAUUACCCACCUCCUCAACCGAGUUUUCCUUCUCUACCUUCUGAGCCUAGUUAUCCUUCUCCAGCUCCUAAAUCGAGUUAUCCAUCUCCUAAACCAACUUAUAUUUCGCCACAGCCGAGUUAUCCUCCUCCCCAGCCCACUUACCCACCAGCACCAAAACCUAAUUACCCACCUCCUCAACCGAGUUAUCCUUCUCCACCUCCUCAGCCUACAUAUCCUCCUCCUCAACCUAAUUAUCCGCCUGCUCAGCCAAGUUAUCCACCAUUACAACCAAGUUACCCUCCUGCUCCUAAACCAAAUUAUCCUCCAUCUCAACCAAGUUAUCCUCCAGCUCCUAAACCAAAUUAUCCUCCUCCUCAACCUAAUUAUCCUCCUCCACAACCAAGUUAUCCCCCAGCUCCUAAACCAAAUUAUCCUCCUCCUCAACCUAAUUAUCCUGCGCCUCAACCAAAUUACCCUCCUCCACAACCAAAUUACCCUCCUCCACAACCAAAUUAUCCCCCAGCUCCUAAACCAAAUUAUCCUCCGCCUCAACCAAAUUAUCCUCCUUCUCAACCCAAUUAUCCCCCAUCUCAACCAAGUUAUCCUCCCUCUCAACCAAGUUAUCCACCGUCUCAACCUAAUUAUCCUCCGUCCCAACCAGGUUAUCCUCCUACAGGGGGACAACAAAAAAUGAUAUACUUACCACCUCAAUCGCAAUCGCAAUAUGGCUGA